AUGCAGACUGCUUCUACAAACAUUUGUGAAAGAAUGGAUCACUCUCAGGAGCUUGGUGAAGUUAAGCUUGGUACCGUGAUAGGUUGCCACCUGUGCAAUAAGUCCAUCAGUGAAAUUUCCUUGCUAAUAAACAUUCCACGGUCAAAUGUUAGUGGUAUUAUGACAAAGUUAAAGCAACUGGGAACAACAGCAACUCAGCCACGAAGUGAGUUGGGGUCAGCAUAUGCUGAAGCGCACAGUGCGCAGCACUGUCUGCAGAGUUAGCAGCUAAAGACCUCCAAACUUCAUGUGGCCUUCAGAUUAGCACAACAACAGUGGGUAGAGAGCUUCAUGGAAUAGGUUUCCAUGGC
Staurois parvus is the source of this 350-nucleotide messenger RNA. Lineage: Eukaryota; Metazoa; Chordata; Amphibia; Anura; Ranidae. The record is from the annotation of a GenBank genome assembly.